AUGUCUGACGAUCAAGCUGUUCGAGCAACAAAUGACGAUGCUACAAUGUGCAAGAGCUUCGCAGUUCAACUCGGUUAUUGGAAGGAUAGGUUCGUCAACCUGAUGUCUCGCAAUCGUUCGAGAAAAACACCAGAGAUUAAUCGUGGGUAUUAUGCUAGAGUAAAAGCCGUAGGAGAUUUACUCAGGAUGUUCCUGAAGACUACUGCAAAUAAUUGCCAGGUCAUCAGCCUUGGAGCAGGUUUCGAUACCAAUUUUUGGAAUCUCCAGGAAGAAGACAAUCUACCGUUGAAUUACAUCGAAGUGGACUUUGCGGAAGUAACUGCAGCAAAGUGUGCCUACAUCAAGGCCAGAAAACCUUUACAUCAAGCUCUCAGCGAAGAUUCUGAAAUCGAUUUUAUUUUCGGGUUAUCAGGAAACGAUGCCGUACGUUCCAAAAACUAUAAUUUAAUACCUUGUGAUCUACGCUAUAUUAAUAUUCUUGAACAACGACUAAACGAAAUUGGAAUCGAUUACAGCUUGCCGACAAUCUGCAUUACGGAGUGUGUUUUAGUUUAUAUGGCACCAGAUAAAAGUGAAGAAAUUAUUAAUUGGAUGGGAAGGCGUUUUCUAGAUGCAGUAUUCAUCAAUUAUGAGCCGGUAAACUUAAACGAUCGAUUUGGCGAAGUCAUGUUACAAAAUUUGCGAGCAAGGGGUUGUGAACUAAAGGGUGUGGCUGCUUGUCCAACUUUACAAUCCCAGACGGAACGGUACUAUAAUGCUGGGUGGACAUAUGCGUAUGCUUUACUGAUGUCUGAAGUAUAUCAACUGUUACCUAGAGAAGAGAUCGAACGAAUCGAAAAAAUAGAAUUCUUAGAUGAAACUGAUCUCUUGGUGCAGCUUCUAAAGCAUUACUGUUUAAGUUGGGCGAUCAAAGAUUCGACUGGCUUAGGUAACUAUCUCAGUUCUUUAAUUAAUUAA
Molecule: messenger RNA, 957 nt
Organism: Trichoplax adhaerens
Lineage: Eukaryota; Metazoa; Placozoa; Uniplacotomia; Trichoplacea; Trichoplacidae
Exons: 11
Coding region: 1-957 (318 amino acids)
Biological process (GO): C-terminal protein methylation
Cellular component (GO): cytosol
Molecular function (GO): protein C-terminal leucine carboxyl O-methyltransferase activity
Source: RefSeq, a predicted model, not a curated record